Molecule: messenger RNA, 966 nt
Organism: Peniophora sp. CBMAI 1063
Lineage: Eukaryota; Fungi; Basidiomycota; Agaricomycetes; Russulales; Peniophoraceae
Source: the annotation of a GenBank genome assembly
AUGGACCCCGCCGACACCCCCGCCGUGUUCUUGAACUUUGACGUUCAGGCCGCUCAGCCCGGCAGUCAAAUUGUUCAUUUCACCGACACCCUCAUCCUCCUCCAGACGCUCGCUCCCUUGCACCCGGGUUCUCAGAUCGGCGUCAUCGUCGAGUUGCUCCAGUUCUGGGUCGCCCAAGACGCAGCAGCACUCUUCGGGCCGCAUAUGCAAGACUACCCUCCUCUCGCCGUCUUUGAUGCGGCGAUGCACGAUUGUAUGGUGGUCCUCGUCAACACCAUCAUGUCCACGCUCGAACAGACCAUACCCGCUGGCUGGCUUGACCAGAUCGCUACUUUGUUCGGAAUCUACACACUGAGGUUCUGGGCCGUACGUCAAGAUCUGGGCGCCGAUGAACCCGACGUCGACAUCAUCGCCCAUGUCCGACAACUUCUUGAGCCCGUCUUCGUUAUGGCCCAGUUCAUGGCCACGCAUAUCAAUACGCCUGUUUUCGUCGACAACAUCGACAUGGUCGCCUUGUACUUGACAUCCAUUGGUAUCUCUCUAGGCGCUCUACACGGGCGCGUCGUCGGCGGGGACAGAGAGGUGUUCUAUCGGGGCAUUCGUAUGCACGAGUCGGCUUCUAUGCUGGCCUGCACGUACGUUUGUAUCCAGCGCUCGGACCUUGAAACCCCAGUUCCUCUAACGGCGCUUCUCACCAACUUCGAGUUGGCCGCCGAGCCCAAGCACUUUGCGGAUCUCCAGACUUUAUGGAUCAAAGAUCUGUGGCGUUUAGGGCUCAUUUCUUCCAACUCAGUGCAUAUCCCGUCCGCGCAACUGGUCUCGCUACGCUCUCCAGCUUCCAUGGUUCCGGAGGUGAGGUCGCUAUGUUGGUGCCGCGGGUGCACCACGCAGGCCCCUUUCACAUCGCGCCGGUGCUCGCACUGUCGGCGCGUCUUCUACUGCAGCGCGGAGUGCCAAAGGCAGUGA